AUGGCUCGGCGCAGCCCGGUCCGCUCCCCGGGCAGGGAGGGCGCCGUGAAGGCCGUCAAGGCCGAAGACGUCCCGCCCCCGCAGGUCACUUUCUUCCAGCCACACGUCGGCCAAGUGCUCGUGCUGUUCAGUUUGUUCAGUGGUGGUGAAUCUACUUUAAAGAGGUUUUUACCUAAGAGUCAUCUUUCUAAGGUGAUCAUCCGUGACAACACCAGUGUCCAGCGAGUGCAAGAGAUUAAGCUGAGGCACAUUGAAGACAGCAAAAGGAAGGUGGGCAGUCUCUGUGACCAGAUGAAAAAGAAGUUUGUACAUGAUCAGCAGAAGAAGAUGACCCGCUGGAAGAAUCAGUACAGCAGAUACCAGAGGAUGCUAGAGCAGAUUGAUCAGAGGGCCAUGCUCAAAGCCGGCACCUCAAGCUCUGCACUGGUGGAGCCCCAAAAGUCCAAGUCUUUCUUAGGAUGGAGAUAUAUAAACCCAAAGCAAGGCCGGCUUAGAUGUUAAUUGAGGCUGAAGGAGACAAUGACUUGCCUAAAGGGAGCCCAUGGACAAAGGGGGACAUCUGAACUCUGCUUGUCCAGAUUGAUUGGAUUACAAUCUGAAAGACAUGGCACACAAGGAAAAAGGGACGGGGAAGGAAGAGGAAAAAACAAACUCAGACAGUAGUUCUUUAACCUGUAUAGCAGUUCUUAUAAUUACCAAUUGAAAACAGUUCAGGGGCAGGAGGUGCCCGAUGAAACUGGGCUUUGAGCAGAGCUGAUGGCAAUGAACCCUGACUUUAAUCUCUCCCACUGAUGUAGCCUUGUGAAAAUGGCUGCUGUUAGGUGACAGUUGAUAGAGAGGAGGUCUGAUGGUGCUGGCAGAAUGGAGCGGCCUGAUGGAGUGGACAGAAUGAACCUCACUUAUACAGCCAGGUGUUUCAAUCAUUUUCCAGAGAGGGACCUCUCAAACCCUUGCAAUGUCUCCUUAUUCAGUAGAAGCAGACUUACCCUAUGAAAGAGACAACGGGUUGAUGGGGAAAAGUUUGCCAUUUCACAGCCCCCAAUCUCAUGCCAGUGGUGGGCGAGGCCAGAGGAAAAAUUGGGUAGAACAAUGACUGUCAUGUUACCUUUAUACAGUAGGCUGUUUUAUGUUUAAGAUUUUUUGUUUUUGAGGUGUUUAAAGAUAAUAAUAAUAAAUAAUAAUAAUAAUAAUAAUAAUAAUAAUAAUCGGUUAGUUUCUACAUGCCCCUCCCUGUCCUCCACUCAGGCAGCAAAGAGGCAUUAUGAGAAUUCAAGGAAUCACUGAACACCAGGGCUUGAAUCUUCUUAUGCCUCCUGCACACAGAGUCUACUAACAAGCGCCCUUUUUAUUUCUUUCUAUAUGUGGUCCCAAGAUGGUGAGUCAUCAGCAGAGCUGACUGAUGACCUGGACAGGCAAUAAAUGGUGUCAUUUAUGUAUAUUACUCCAGAGAAAAACUGGCUUCCACCAGACAAGCAUCCAAAAGAUGUCGGGGCCUGACUUGCAAAACCAACACACAUGAUAUGUGAUACACAUUUACAAGGGAUUAAUCCAAUAAGGUUUUGCUCACAUGGGUAUCUACAAAUGUGACCGUCUCAUAUGACCAAACUGGUCUGUACACAACUGAGCUGAGGCUGGCAAGCUGAGUAGUCUAAUCUGACAUCACACCAGAUUUUGGCAAAUACACAUUUCUUUUUUUGUGCAUCUCUCUCACACUUGUGCACAGGAAAGUAGGUGUUUGGCUGUCUUCCAAUAUGGGUU
Rhineura floridana is the source of this 1758-nucleotide messenger RNA. RefSeq names its product chromosome 19 C5orf52 homolog (gene C19H5orf52). The coding region runs from base 1 to 501 and encodes 166 amino acids. The transcript has 4 exons. The record is from RefSeq and is a predicted model, not a curated record. Lineage: Eukaryota; Metazoa; Chordata; Lepidosauria; Squamata; Rhineuridae.